AUGGCAGAGAUUGACUUUUUAUCUGCUGAACUUGAAAAUGAUGAUGAGUGUAGAGACGAUGAAGCAGAAAGAUCCGACUUAUCGUCUCCGGAGAAAAAUAAUACCAAGUCUUCAGAUCAAUCGUCAAAGGAAUGGAUCUGUUCGGAGAAAAAAGAAGAGAUAACGACUCAAGAAACUGUCGAGAUUUGUCAGAAGACUGUCAAUCCGAAUAAUCGUGUUAAUGCUGAAAACUUCAAAAUUCAACGUGUCAUUGGCAAAGGAGGCUACGGAAAGGUUUUUCUAGUUCAGAAGGUUGAUGGCAUUGAUCAAGGAAAACUCUAUGCCAUGAAGGUUUUAAAGAAGGCCAGACUAGUGUGCAAUGAAAAGGAUAAGGCACACACUGUUUCUGAAAGGAAUAUCCUUGAAAUGUUACAGCACCCUUUCCUGGUGAAACUUCAUUAUGCUUUUCAAAAUCACUCCAACUUGUACAUUGUGCUAGAAUAUUGCCACGGAGGAGAACUGUUUAACUACUUGGAACGUGAAGGAGCUUUGUUAGAAAAUGCUGCGUGUUUUUACGCUUCUGAAAUUGUUCUAGCCAUUGGACAUCUGCAUUCGUUGGGUAUAAUCUACAGGGAUUUAAAGUCUGAAAAUGUGUUGUUGGACCGCCAGGGUCACGUAAAGCUUACUGACUUUGGGCUUUCAAAAGAGGGUGUGUGCACUACCAAUACAUUCUGCGGAACGAUUGAGUAUAUGGCCCCUGAAAUAAUCCGAUGUGAAGUCAUGGAAAAGCAGUAG
Schistosoma mattheei is the source of this 774-nucleotide messenger RNA. The record is from the annotation of a GenBank genome assembly. Lineage: Eukaryota; Metazoa; Platyhelminthes; Trematoda; Strigeidida; Schistosomatidae.